AAACUGAAAGCGAUAAACUGCAACAAAAACAAAUUAUAUAUUUGCGUAAAAUACGAAUAUAAAAUGGUAAUUAGAAAAAAGUAAAUUCACUAACAAUUGGCAACAUUUCGAGAAAAUAUUUUGUGGAUCUGACGCAAUUAUGCAAGUUGCAACUUCGGCAACAACUAACUGUACUUGGUGGUAGGCCUCCUGUUGUGGUGGUUGCGCAGAGACUCCACAAAUCGGCGAUGCUAAGCGCUUCGAAGUUUUAAAAAUCACAGUCGAAUCAGCAGCUCAAUGAAUACCAAACAUUCCGAACCAUUCUAUAUCUCAUCCAAUUUGUUUGACAACAGGCGCCUUAAGCGCCGCCUGAGCAAAUGGAUGGAACGCCUGCGGGAACGGCAACAGCUCUACAUGGCGCCUGCCUCCAAGACUGAACGUUGCCAUCUAAUGUUAUCGCGACGUCACGUGGCUGCUGCACUGCCCGCGGACAUCACAAUUGAUCUGCUGUCGGAUGAUGAUGAUGAUGACGACGAAGCGCCUGACUUAUCAGUGGCCAACGGACAUCAUCUACCAUCUAGGCCUAUGCCUGGCAGCUUGCAACUAUCGACGAUGCCGAACAUAAGCCUAGUGCCGGUUGAGUUGGCGCCGGCGCAAAGCUCUACCAUGCUGCUGAUGCCAGCUGCUAGAAGUCGGGGUGGUGAUGACAAAUUGUAUCGGCCUCGAAAACGUUAUGCAGAUGUCACCUCCACAACGGCAACCACAUUUUCCGACAGCAUUGUGCUCACCAGUGACGACGAGAACGGCACGCUGAAUUAUGGCAGCCGUCAAUUGAUGCGCUCGCCGCCACCAUUGGCGCCGCUCACAUUUUCCGAUAACAUGGAAGAGGUGACUGUGUCGUUGGUUCCCCGGACUUCAACUACUGCCAACUGUCAAGCGCGCCAGAGACGCCGUCAGCCACGAGACGCAUCGUUUAGUCAUCCAAACAGUUGCAGCACGCCCAGCAACGCCACAAACCACUUCGAUGGUUUCCUAAAUGUGGAUGUGGGCAGCGAUGUGACGGCUACACUACCGGAUGAAACCACCGUGCACACGGUCAUCGCCAAUCGCAUCUACGAGCUGUCGCUAAGCAAGCUGCGUGAAGGACUCGCCUCCAGUGGCGUGCCGGAAUACGCACACGAUCUGCUGCCGGAACAGCUGCAAAAGCUGUCGCCGGCGAUGCGUGCCAAGGUAGCGCCAAUGGUGGCACCGUCGCCUCCGGCGCCCAUUUCGCUUAAGCUUUCCAGCGACCUAAGCAUAUCAUUGAUCUCAGACGACGACGAGUGUGAUGGUGGAAAUGCUGGCGGCGGCGGCGGUUGCAAGAGCAUAGAUGUGCUGCAUCCCGUGGUAGCGGCCGAGGCACAUGCUGCCGCCAAGCUACUGAAACAGCAACAGCCACAAUUGUCUGUUGUGCAGCAUCUACAGUAUCCCGGCCAUGGCUCACCCGUAGCUCUGCCGGUCGUAGCGCCACCGACUUUGACAGGGCCACAGUCGACUAGGCGUCGCAAACUAGGUUAAAGUUCUUGGAACGCCACAAAAUCAUUCCCCGACCCGAACACUUGCAUCCCCACCCUUGCCCCACAUACAAAACAAAUGUAGCGGUCCAGAAUUUUUCUCUAACUAGCCUCUAGUGCAAAUAUAUAACAUAUUUACAUAGAUAUGUAGUUCCGAUUCUUUGCAGUUUCAGCAGUUCCGAGCAUGGUGCAGAUUGUGUUUCUCUUUCGUACUCGCUUGUGUCUGCCAUCUCCCAUCUCUCUCAUACUUUAAGCCUUUUUGAACGUACAAAAUCGGGCAGAAAAAGUCUGCAAAGCUUACAAAAAACAGUAAACCUAUAAAGAAUAAUAGAAAUAUAUUUAUGCGAACGGGAUACACAAUAUUUAUGUAAUAUAAUUAUAGACAAAAAGUAGAAUUAUAUUUGUAUACGAAAACUAUACAACUGUUAUCUGUACAAUUUGUAUUCGUUUGGACAGUUUUAUGUAAAUAUUAAAUAUAUCAAUUGUCAUUGUGCUACUUGUCUACAUUUUUUAAUAGAAAGACCCCGGAUCUCGAUGAUCUUAUCCUCUCUAUGUGAAU
Messenger RNA from Drosophila novamexicana, 2091 nucleotides. RefSeq names its product protein a6. The coding region runs from base 277 to 1536 and encodes 419 amino acids. NCBI's taxonomy places the organism in Eukaryota, Metazoa, Arthropoda, Insecta, Diptera, Drosophilidae. The record is from RefSeq and is a predicted model, not a curated record. The transcript has 2 exons.